Cannabis sativa is the source of this 815-nucleotide messenger RNA. RefSeq lists its product as uncharacterized. Lineage: Eukaryota; Viridiplantae; Streptophyta; Magnoliopsida; Rosales; Cannabaceae. The record is from RefSeq and is a predicted model, not a curated record. Bases 219 to 578 code for a protein of 119 amino acids. The transcript has 2 exons.
AAGUGUAGAAAAUCUAAAUCAUAUUUUUGCAUUAAUUUAUAUAUAAAAAAAGUUAGCAAUUUUAAGGUCGAACCAGCAGAAGUGACUACGGACGAGCCCUUUUCAUCAAUUUCUACCCAAAUCUUAAUCCAAAAUCAGGCGACGCCCUCUCUUCUGAGUACCCAACACAACAGUCACCUUGCUUGUAGUGUCUUAACUAGCUAGCUAUUUCGAUAAAUAUGUCAGAGCCAUAUGAGAAGGUGAAAGGAAAUAGGCUAACUUUCAAAGGAGGAGAUUUAGCUACUCGGAGCAAACCCAUUAGCAAGACUAAGAAUAAGAAAAAGAAAAAAGUUAAGCUAGAUGCUCAAAAUGUGGAUGGCUCUGAGUCCAACGGUGUAGCGACUUCUGCUGCUGCUGCUGUCGAUGGUUCAGGUGGAGCAAGCGAGUACACAAUUGAUGCAGCGAAGCGCAUGAAGUAUGACGAGCUGUUCCCUGUUGAAGCCAAGAAAUUCAGUUACGAUCCUAAAGCGAAGGUGAAGUCCAUUGAGGAUGCACUAGACGACCGUGUUAAGAAGAAGGCCGAUCGUUACUGCAAAUGAUGUGAUGUUCUCUUUGCCCCUUCAGACUAAUUUUCUGCUCCAUGGCAUUUCCUUGUGUUGAAGAUAAUUUUAGUGAUGAACAUCGAGCCAAUAGCAUAACAAACAAGUGUUGUAUGUAAUUUUAAUCACAUUGGAGAAGGAGAAUAGGAUCAGUAUGUGCAUGUUUUUGCUACUUAUAUUUGCUGAUUUAGUCAUUUGAAAAUAUAAUUAGACAAAGUAUAAUGUUGUUUAGAUUCA